Juglans regia (Persian walnut) is the source of this 2235-nucleotide messenger RNA. Its product is annotated as ACT domain-containing protein ACR4-like. Bases 605 to 1915 code for a protein of 436 amino acids. NCBI's taxonomy places the organism in Eukaryota, Viridiplantae, Streptophyta, Magnoliopsida, Fagales, Juglandaceae. The record is from RefSeq and is a predicted model, not a curated record. The transcript is spliced from 8 exons.
UUGUGUCUACUAUUCUGGGUAUUCUCAUCAUCUUGUGUUUCUCUGUGGUUGUUAAUUCUGAUUUGCUUUUGGAUUUGUACUUGUUCCCAAGUAGGAAACACAGGCAUAUGAGUGCGUUUUGUGUGGGUUUUGUUUUAUCGUUUCGGGAGGUUUCGUGGAGAUCAAUGAGUUAUGUUUGUCUUUACGUUUUAGUUUCAGAAAAUAUUCGUUAAAACUUGGGUGUUCACUGAAGUUAAUCUGUUGUUUUGGGAGAUUUGUUCUGCUUCUCUGCUUUAUUCUUCUUUUUUCUUCUCUCUCUCUCUCUCUCUCUCAUAAUUUGUGUUUUGCUUCUUUUCCCCGGGCGGGUCUGGAUUUUCUUAGUUAUGUGUUCUCUUCAAUCUUAAUUGAGCUCCAGGCGGGUGGAAUCUCUCUCUCUCUCUCUCGUGUUGAUUAAGCUUUUGUGAUUCAUUGGCUUGGUGGGUUACAGAUUUUUUUCCCCACACAUUAGUCUCUGAGCUUACUAACAGACGCCCGGACAAAAUUUAGGUGGCGGUGCCUUGGCUUAGUUGGCUUUCUCUGUAUUCUGGCUUACAUUUCGGAGGCCAACGCGCGCUUUUCACAUGACAUGGAUGAUGAAUAUGAGAAACUUUUUCGGAGAUUGAAUCCACCCAGGGUUGUGAUUGAUAAUGAGGCCUGCAAGAAUGCAACAGUGAUACGGGCUGACAGUGCAAACAAGCACGGAAUACUUCUUGAAGUAGUACAAGUCCUUACCGACCUUAACCUUAUCAUAACUAAAGCUUACAUAUCUUCUGAUGGUGGAUGGUUUAUGGAUGUUUUUAAUGUCACCGAUCAAAAUGGAAAUAAGGUUACAGAUGAAGGAAUUUUGGACUAUAUUCAAAAGUCUCUUGGACCAGACGCAUGCUUCUCAUCCUGUAUGAGAUCUGUUGGGGUUAUACCAUCAUUGGACCACACUGCAAUUGAGCUAACUGGAAGUGACCGACCAGGACUUCUUUCUGAAGUGUGUGCUGUCCUCACGCAUCUUAAAUGCAAUGUAGUGAGCGCAGAGGUCUGGACACACAACGCCCGGGCUGCAGCUGUCAUGCAUGUGACUGAUGAGGAAACAGGGUGUGCAGUUACUAAUCCAGAGAGGCUAUCUAGGAUUAAGGAACUUCUCUGUAAUUUACUUAAGGGCAGCAACAAAUCCAGUGCAGCUAAGACUGUGGUCUCUCAUGGGAUUACACACACCGAGAGAAGGCUUCACCAGAUGAUGUUUGCUGAUAGGGAUUAUGAACGAGCUGAUGAUGCCUCAGAUGAGAAGCAAAGACCUAAGGUGAAUGUUGUCAAUUGGUAUGAUAAAGACUACUCUGUGGUUACAAUCCGGAGUAAAGAUCGGCCCAAGCUUCUCUUUGAUACAGUUUGCACAUUGACAGACAUGCAAUAUGUGGUUUUUCAUGCAAAUAUUGACGCUGAGGGUCCAGAAGCUUAUCAGGAAUACUAUAUUAGGCAUGUAGAUGGUUGCCCUGUGAAAUCAGAUGCGGAGAGAGAAAGAGUGAUACAAUGUCUUGAAGCAGCUAUUGAGAGGAGAGUGUCUGAGGGCUUGAAGCUAGAACUCUGCACUACCGACAGGGUUGGGCUGCUAUCUGAUGUCACUCGCAUCUUUCGUGAAAAUAGCCUCACUGUCACCAGAGCCGAAGUUACAACUAAAGCGGGUCAAGCUGUUAAUACGUUUUAUGUUCGUGAUGCAUCUGGGUAUCCUAUUGAUUCUAAGACUAUAGAUUCCAUCCGGCAAGAAAUCGGCCAGGCUAUACUUAAAGUGAAAGGCAACCCUGAAGACUUAAAACCUGUUCCUCAGGGGUCUGCAACUAAGUUCCUCUUUGGUGGUCUCUUCAAGUCUAGAUCCUUUGUUAACUUUGGUUUGGUUAGGUCCUAUUCAUGAGAAACUCACUCCCCUCCCCCGUGUACAUUAAAAACCCUCGGCUGCAUACUCCACUACAAAUCUAAAACCAUUUUAAAGGAGGUGUGACUUAAAUUAGAAACAUGUAUAUAUAUUCUGAAAAGAGUCCAGGAAAGCCAUAGUGAGAGUCAAAUUCCUUGUAAAUUCCACCCAUGUGUCCUGCUUUAACCUUUGUAUUUGUUGCUACGAAUCCAAAGUGACAUUGGAUUCUUGAAAUCAAAGAAAGGAAAGUCCAACUAAAUUGUAUAAUGCCAUGGAACUCUCAGAUCUAACAUGUACAUAAUUUUUCUCUGCUUUGCUUA